Closterium sp. NIES-67 is the source of this 3208-nucleotide messenger RNA. The record is from the annotation of a GenBank genome assembly. NCBI's taxonomy places the organism in Eukaryota, Viridiplantae, Streptophyta, Zygnematophyceae, Desmidiales, Closteriaceae.
CCCAAGUCGUCCACCACACAUUUGCACUCGCUCCCUUACCCAGUACUGCACUCACUGCAUCACUCCACCUGCAUGUACGUAUGGGACUCAGGCCCUUUCCUACUCGCUCCCCGGUUCUAUCUGCGCUCCUAGAGACGUGCACCCAUCACCAGCGCCGUCCCUCUCAAAACGCACGAAGGGACAACGCACGGACUUCGCUCUCGGCUUACGGCCCGGUCCGCCCAUUAGACAUAUCGAUCCUGCUAUCACAAGACAGCUUCGUAGAAACUGCACAAGCACAAGCUGUCCGCAUAAGGGUUCCUCGAAACGGCCUUUUCGUGACACACCUUCACCACUCAUCAGCUCUCCUCCAGGUCUCGUGUCUCCUCCUUCAGUCUGCACUGCGCAGUGCUCUUCAACCCCUCUUCAAUCCCUUUUAGGUGUAGUCACUCUAUUUAAUGCCUCAGGCGGUGAGGCGUCUCAAAUUACAGGCUCGUGCUUCUUAAAGCGAUUAGCCUCUAAUUGUCCGAAAACAAGGUGUUCCGAGUGGGCUCCUUUCCGCAAGAAGAGCAGCAGCUACUGCCUGACGAAUCCUGUUUCGACCUGUUGGGAAAACACCCAAGAUGUCUCGACCUGGCUUGUUCCCAUCUACAAGCGGCGCAGCCGCACUGGCUGUGCUGCUGCUGCUCGUGUCGGGCAUGCAACACACGCCCUCAUGGCUGCCCACGGCGCAACGAGGGCCGCCGCCGCUGCUGCUGGCGGCGGCGGCGGCGACCGGAGGGCAAAACUACGGCGACGCGCUCGCCCUGAGCAUCCUCUUUUUCGAGCAGCAGCGGUCCGGAAAGCUGCCGCCUAAUCAGCGAGCCAAGUGGCGCGGGGAUUCCGGACUGAAGGACGGCAAAGAUGUCGGGGUGGACCUAUCCAAGGGCUACUACGACAGCGGCGACAACGUGAAGUACGGGCUGCCCAUGGCGUUCACGGUGGCCACGCUGGCGUGGGGAGUGGUGGAGUACGGUAGCCAGCUGGAGGCGCAGGGGCAGCUGCAGUACGCGCUGGAUGCCGUGCGCUGGGGGGCAGACUUUUUUGUAAACGCGCACCCCGAGCCGAAUGUGCUGUAUGCCCAGGUGGGCGAUGGCGUGUCGGACCACGCGUGCUGGCAGCGGCCCGAGGACAUGACCACGCCGCGCACGGCGUACCGCCUGGACGCUGCCAAUCCCGGCACGGAGGUGGCCGCGGAAGCCGCCGCCGCCCUCGCCGCCGCGAGUCUCGCGUUCGUGGCGAGCGAUAAGGGGUACUCAACCACGCUGCUGCGCCACGCGCGCGAGCUCUUCGCCUUCGCGGACAAGUACCGGAGGACGUACACUGCCAGCAUCCCCUCCGCCGCCACCUACUACCAGUCCUACUCCGGCUAUAAUGACGAGCUGCUGUGGGCGGCGGGGUGGCUGUACCGCGCUACAGCCGACCAGCAGUACCUGGGCUACAUCCGCGCCAACAAGGAGGCGCUCAAGGGCGCCGCUACAACCGCCAAGAUGUUCUCCUGGGACGACAAAUAUGCCGGCGCGCAGGUCCUGCUGUCGCAGCUCGCCCUGGUGGCGGACGACAGCACCAUGCAGCCGUACGCCGACCGUGCUCAGGAGUUCAUGUGCAACGUCGUGGGGGGGACUAAGACACCGGGCGGGCUGCUCAUCUUCCUGCCGUGGAGCAACCUGCAGUACGUGACGUCGGCGUCGCUGCUGCUCUCGGUGUACUCGGACUACCUGGACCGCGCCUCCGUGGCGUCCUUCAAGUGCGCCAGCGGGCCCACGCUCACUCCCGCGGACCUCAGGCGCACGGCGCAGAAGCAGGUGGACUACAUCCUGGGCAGCAACCCCAAGGCCAUGAGCUACAUGGCGGGGUACGGGUCGUACUACCCCAAGCGGCAGCACCACCGGGGGGCGUCGCUGCCGUCCAUCAAGAGCAGCCCCGCGUUCAUCGCGUGCGGGGAUGGCUUCUCCUUCUUCCACACGCAGAGCCCCAACCAGAACGUCCUGGCAGGAGCGCUAGUGGGCGGCCCUGACGCAUCAGACUCGUUCUCUGACGACCGCAGCAACUACCAGCAGAACGAGCCGAGCACGUACGUGAACGCGCCGCUGGUGGGUGUGCUGGCGCGCAUUGCAGGCGGCACGGAGAAGAUCCCCGUCACGCAUGCCGACCCUGCGCCCAUUACUGCGCCCAAGGGGAGCCGGCCGGGAGGGAGUACUGGAGGAGGGAAGGGGUCCGGUGGUGGAAGCAGUGGUGGGGCGAAGAGCCCCCCAAAGAGCCCACCGAAGAACACUGGAGCAGGCAAGCCCAGCAAUGGCAAGAACAACAAUGGCGACAGCAAGAGCAGCAGCGGCAGCAAGGGCGGCAGCAAGGGCGUGCGGCGGCUGGUGGUGCGCACGAAGCAGACGGGCACGUGGAAGGACAAGAGCGGGCAGGAGGUGGGGCGGUACUCGGCCAACAUCACCAACGUCAGCGGGGGGCGGCUCAACGCCGUCACCCUGCGAGCCAGCAACUUCCAUGCAUCAAGCUACUGGGGGCUGACUUGGUCGGAGAAACCCAGGGGGUACCGGAUAGUGCAGAACGGUGGAAACCUGGACAAGGGCUCGUCAGUCGCAGUGGUGUACAUCCAAUCGGGGGGCAAGGCCCGUUUCCGCGGCAUUUGGAAGGACUAAGUGCGUGGGAGGGCGAAAAGCAUGGGAGGUGAAAAGCGUGGGAUGGCGAAAAGUACGGAAGGACUAACGGUGAUUCGUGAUACCUGUCAGCUGAUCCUGAAGUGUGCUGUAGAAGGAAUGGGCAUGCGACACAGUACUAGGGAGGAGAAGGCUUCUCAGGCACCUUACAAGAAUUCGACUAAGGGCGCAUUCCCCCUGCGUGUCACGCUCUCUGGCACGAGGGCUUUGUGUCAGCAUCCUGACACGCCUUGGGGAUUCACCCUAACAUCAGUAGUAGCGGAGGAUAGGGCCCCGCAUCGUUGUGGGGAGGUUAUGAGCCCAUAAUCAUACGGUGGGAAAAAGAAUACGAGCGUUAGUGGUGCGCGCAAGUGUAAUGUAUUAUAGUAGAUUGCCUUCACGGUGGGCUGUAGAUAAGUGUCAUGAUGAGUAUUCAUAUUAGUCGAUGUGAGCUAAUUUCUAAACUAAUUCAUAGGGAUAGGUAUAUUGGGUCUUUUUGUAUCGCAGUACAUAUUUAUAUAUGAUCAUUUGGGCUGGAA